AUGUCAGCACAACCUUUCCUCAGAGCUCAAUCAGAAAUAAUACCUAAGAGUAGAAGUACCUUGUUCAAAGUUGCAACUGGUACUCUCCUCGGCAUUUCUGGAACACUUCUUGCCCUUAACCUACUAGGCUCUCAAGAGUAAAAUGUUAAAAAAGUUAAUCUUGCAACCUUUAAUGAGUGGGCUCCACAUGGAGAAUGUAUCUUGUUCGGGGAUUCAGGAUUUUCAGGAAGAUAAGUCAAGCUUUACGCGGGAUACAAAGGCAAUCUUGAUUCUCUCCAACCAGGUUUCAAUGAUUAACUCAGUUCAAUUCAAAUUGGAUCAGGCUUAAGAGUCUUGUUUUGCUCAAACAAUAACUGCGAAGCUUAUGAUUGGUACGAUAAAUUUGAGCUUCUUGGGCCUUAUAAUGCACCAACCCUCGCAGUUAAUGACUGGGUUAGCUAUGUUGAGGUUUAUAGCUAUGAUGAAAAGGUAGACCCAAGAGUUAUGAUAACUGGGGCUCCAAACUUUGAUAUCGACAGAUCAGGCACCUUCCCACCAGGAACAUACAUGUCUGCUGAUCUCAAGAAAAACGGUCUUGAUCUACCACCUUGGGGAAGCGCUGCGUCUAGUAUAGUGGUCCCAUAAAAUUUAAUUGCCUAUGUAUAUAAGCAAAAUUACUUGGAGGGAGAAACGUUGACUAUCAAUGGGCCUGCUAAGAUUGACCUAACUACCUACAAAGGUGGAUCUUGGAAUGAUAAUAUCGCUAGUAUGGUAGUCGCUAAAAUUACCGAUACUCCUAUCUAGAUCACGGGUAAUUGGGACAAGGUCAUAUCUUCUAAUGAUGCAAUUAGUGUCAGCGUUGAAGAAACUGCAGGAAUAGAUACUACUAAGACUAACUCUCAAGAAAUUAACGCUUCACUCACACAAGGGUUUGAAGUUGGAAGUGAUCUCGUCGGAUACAAAUAUUCAGUAAGUGCUACUGUUGGUACAGCUGUCAGUCACAGUGUAUCUUCAACAUUGAGCAAAUCAGGUACUGUUAAAAUUGAAGCUUAAUGCUCUAACCCCUAAAGAGUUAAGAUCACUCUCUGGCAAUGGAGAAUGACUGGUGUUAAGAAUGACGAACUAGUUAUGAACAUGAAAGACAAUGAAUUUAUAUGCAAGACUGGAGAAGAAUCACCAAGAUGCCCAGUUGGAUUCUGCUAGGAUGCUGAAUGCAAUACUUGCAAACCAGGAACCUAUGAGUGA
This is a messenger RNA of Stylonychia lemnae, 1224 nucleotides long. The record is from the annotation of a GenBank genome assembly. NCBI's taxonomy places the organism in Eukaryota, Ciliophora, Spirotrichea, Sporadotrichida, Oxytrichidae.